Linum tenue is the source of this 1449-nucleotide messenger RNA. The record is from the annotation of a GenBank genome assembly. NCBI's taxonomy places the organism in Eukaryota, Viridiplantae, Streptophyta, Magnoliopsida, Malpighiales, Linaceae.
AUGCAGAAAGCUAGUAACUCAAGAGGAAACUCGUGCAGAUGGCUCCCUGGAGGAAGAAGACUUCUUGCAUUGCUAUGCCCUCUUUUGCUUCUUUGCACCUUCACCAUCUUUACUUUGAGCUCCAACAUCUCUUAUCCUAGCUUGCUUUUUGCAGCCAAAGAGGCCAAAGAUGUCUGCAAUGGUAAACCGGGUUUGCUGCCUUCUUCAUCUUCUUCUGUACUCCACUCCCAAAUUUUUGGCUUGCAGGCUCAGGUCGGAGCACUCCUGCAGCAACUUCACAACGAUAGCUUAACAGGAUCUAAGACUUUAUCAGCAUUCUCUGAUCAACUUCUUCGCAUAGCGGUUUCUCUGGACAAGGUUGCAGGCAGUCUUUCAAACCCAUCGGGCAGCUCUCUUGCUGCUACUGAAAUGAGCCAAGUUGAUGAAGAUCUCACUGAACCCACCGACGAUGAAAAUGAAGAAGAGUCAACAGGAAGAGUAAAGUCAUUCACUUCAGGUCAGGUUCACAACUACAUAUCUCCAAAACCAAACAGGCAAAACGGUAAGAAGAACUUCCUUGGAAUGGAAGCAAUCACCCCUGCAGUAGGGUUUGGCUGUGUCCAUAUGGCCACACAUCUAGACCGUUUCAUGAGCUACAAAAUGUACGGGAUGUGCCCAGAUGAUUGGGAUGUGGCUCAACGGCUGAUUCUUAAUGGCUGUGACCCACUUCCAAGAAGAUUGUGCUUCUCAAGGGCAUCCCCAAGCUAUUCCAACCCAAUUCCACUGAUGAAUUCCUCCCUCUGGACCCCACCGAGCGAUUCCAACAUCAUGUGGAGCCAUUACAAGUGCAAGAGUUAUGCUUGUCUUGUUUCUGGUGAAGCUAACAGGAGAGGGUUCUUCAAGUGUGCAUACUGUUUCAACCUGACGAAGCGAGGCUGGGAGGUGGCAACCAAUGAGUCCAUCUCGGCUGAAUUCACCAUUGACGAGGUUUUGAAGUUGAGGUCAGGCGAGAUCCGUGUAGGGCUCGAUUUUAGCCCUACAACAGGAACUUUUGCUGCACUUAUGAGAGAGAGAAGUGUGACCAUUGCUUCAGCUACAUUAAACUUAGGUGCUCCUUUCAGUGAGGUGAUUGCACUGAGGGGGCUCUUGCCUCUGUAUGUAUCAGUUGGGACGAGACUGCCUUUCUUUGACAACACGCUUGACAUUGUGCACUCAGUCCUGUUCCUGGACGGGUGGAUAGGAGUCGAGCUACUCCGGUUUGUGCUGUUCGAUUGGGACCGUGUCCUUCGACCCAGAGGGUUACUUUGGGUCGAUCGCUUCUUCUGCAAGAAAGAGGAUAUGAAGAUGUACCUUGAUGAGUUCGGAAGGCUUGGAUACAAAAAGCUGUUGUGGAGAGUUGUGCCGAAGACGGACAAACUUGGGGAUGAGCUUUUCUUCUCUGCUGUUCUGGAAAAGCCUACCAGGACAUAA